UUUUAACGAUCGAUCGACACGAAGCAGCUCGAUCGAGAAGGUUACCAUGCACUAGAACAAGAGUUUGAAGCGUGCUCCUCCAACGUGACGCUGCAUGCAUAUAUAUAUACACACGCCCAUCACCAACAUGGCUUCCACCUCAAUUCGUGCUCCGGCCAAGCUGCACAGAACGCACGAUCUCCAAACACACGACGGCAAGCACAGCAGUGUGGGUAACAUGCAUCCAAUGGCUCACCUCCUCCUCGCCGCCGCAGCCGCACUCCUGCUCUCGGCUGCACCGGCGGCCAGAGCUCAAGAAGCCGACGACCAGAAGAAGUUCAGCUACGUCGCCGGCGCGAAGAACGGGCCGGAGAACUGGAGCAAGCUCAACGCGAGCUGGGCCAAGUGCAACACGGGCGACCGGCAGUCGCCCAUCGACCUCGCCACCGGGCGCGCCAAGCCGAUGCGCAGCCUCGGCUACCUCGACUACUCCUACCGCCCCUCCCCAGCCAACGUCGUCAACCGCGGCCACGACAUCGAGGUGAAGUUCACCGGAAACGCCGGGAGACUGGUGAUCGGCGGCAGGGCGUACCAGCUCCAGCAGCUGCACUGGCACACGCCCUCCGAGCACACCGCCGACGGCCGCAGGUAUGACAUGGAGCUGCACCUGGUACACGACGACGGCAACGACAACAUCGCGGUGAUUGGCAUUUUCUACGUAAUCGGCAACGCCGAUCCCCUCCUGCGCCAGCUGGAGCCAGCCAUUAGGAAGAUUGCAGAUAGGAAAGAUCAGUCAGAGCCGGUGGAGUCAGUGGAUCCACGGCUAGCCAAGAGCCAGGGCGCCGUGUACUACCGCUACAUGGGCUCCCUCACCACACCACCUUGCACCGAGGGAGUGAUCUGGACGGUUUUCCAGAGGCCCCGCACCGUGGCAAAGUAUCAGCUUGAUCUUCUUAGGGAAGCCGUGGCAGACGGUUAUGAGAACAACGCGAGGCCUAUCCAGAAGCUGAAUAACAGAGAGAUCAGCAUUUUCAUUCCAGAGCCUUAGAAGGACUGGUUGAUGAGCGAUGCAUCGAUGCUUGAUACUGGCGUCAGCUUAGAACAAAUUACAUCUGUUAGUUCUAAAAAUAAACUCGGUCACAUAUGCUAGUUGAUCUAGUAUAAUGUUACACCCACAAUAAUAUAGUUACUGCCCUGUAUCUUUGUCUGACUAAUCUUCCGUCUCUAUUGGCUGCUCUCUACAUUCCAUAUUACAUGCUGUUUUAGCUCUACCCAUAUUCUCAUAUAGAUAAUGAAUAUGGUUUAUAUAUUUUUUUCAGAUUUAUUAGAAUUCAUAUGAAUUUAGACAUGAUCAAAACAUCUUAUAUUAAUGUGAAACAUGAUAAAUAGUUCUGAU
Molecule: messenger RNA, 1375 nt
Organism: Oryza brachyantha (malo sina)
Lineage: Eukaryota; Viridiplantae; Streptophyta; Magnoliopsida; Poales; Poaceae
Product: alpha carbonic anhydrase 7-like
Exons: 7
Coding region: 95-1027 (310 amino acids)
Molecular function (GO): carbonate dehydratase activity; zinc ion binding
Source: RefSeq, a predicted model, not a curated record